Molecule: messenger RNA, 1599 nt
Organism: Portunus trituberculatus (swimming crab)
Lineage: Eukaryota; Metazoa; Arthropoda; Malacostraca; Decapoda; Portunidae
Exons: 4
Coding region: 177-632 (151 amino acids)
Source: RefSeq, a predicted model, not a curated record
CAAGGGAUACAAUCAAUCUUAAAGCUGUAAUUCCCCCUCAAAUAUAACUAGCCCUACCCGUUACAGUGUACCGCGUGUCACCGGUGGCAUUUAAACAUUGGUAAACAAUUGGGUGCGUCAUCCGGGGACUACUGUCAGGGGGAGUGCCCAGUCUGUGUUGAGUGGUGGCCACAGCAAUGUUCCGGUUAUUUGGUCGCCGCAAGUCUGCAGCUGAGGAGGAAGAGACAUCAGAUGCUGUAGAGGCAACUGAAGAGAAGCCUGAAGAAGUAUCUCAAGAUGGCUUUGUGCUAUUAGAUGAUCCAACCCAACUCAACAAUGGCUAUGGUCCUCCUCCUGGGUAUACUGUUGGUGGAGCCAAUGCCUUCCUCCCAUAUGGCCUUGAACCAAGGAACAAUGUCACCACACAGAGAUCAAUGAGUUUUGAGGCUAUGAGUGCCAUUGAUGGCAUCCCCUUUAAGUUUGGCUCCAAUGUAUUGCUAGAAGACAUGAUACGUCCAUUUUCCACUACCUCCACUGAAGACAUAAUGGCAAAAAUCAAAUCCUUCAAUUGGGAUGAUUAUGAGUACAGCUUCGAGCUUGAGAAGAGCAUCAUGAGAGAAUUUAAUACCACAGAAGAAUGCAAAACUGAAUGAAAAUAUACAUACAUUUUUGGCAGUUUAUCUGAGUUUCAUAAUGUUGCUAUGCUUAUUUGAAUAAUGUAUAAGGCUAUUUAUACAUACGCACCAUUUCAGCACUUUUGCCAGAACUUUUGUACUUGUAUAUUUUUUUAAUUACAAUGUUUAAGUAAUUAAUUAUCUAAACAUAGAAAUUCACUUAUAUAACAUUGUAAACUGCUGUAUUUUUGUACAGAUUCUGCUCAGCAACCAUUCCAUCGAAUGUCUACAAAAUGUUUUUGUUGCUGGAUGCAGACUUGAUAGUAUAUUUUGAAUACUCGUAAAUCCAGGUAGUAUCUGUAACUAGAUUUAUAUGAGUGACAAGAUCUUGUCUCCUGUACUGCCAUGCUAGAAAUCAUUCCUUGAUGUUAACAGCAUGCACUUGGAGUGAACCCUCAGCUUUGUAAGGGAAGGACAGGAGCUGGUCUACCAAACUCUUCACAUAUCUAACAUUGUUUACACUUUUAACAGCCAUUCUUAGAAGUUUUUAUUCAAUCAGUGUCAGGACUUGGUGAUACACGUGACUUAGUUUCUAGUCAGAGAAUAUGAAAAAAGACGCUUAUCAGUUUAACAUUAGGUUAGGUGAAUAAUGCCUUAUAAAAUAUAUAUAGAUUAUUAUCUAUCUAUAUUUCCAGCACCAGCCAAUGAAUCUUCUGGCAUUACCACACUGCUGGAUCAAAACAUCACUGUCAUCUCCCCUACAAUACUCGCCCACUCUGUUUAUUCAUUUUAGAUUCUGUGUAUAUCAAGAUAUUGUUAUCUCAAUGUUAUGAAAAUUAUGCUUCUUUUUUGUUACUUAUCUCAGUGUUAUGAAAAUUAUGCUUCUUUAUUGUUAGGUUAUAUAGCUUAUGUCAAAGAUUUUACUUAGAAAUAAGUACUGUUACCAAAAUUAUUGUACAAUUUUUAAUGCAUUAUUUGUUAUAUAAAUAAAGACUGCCUAAAUAAA